UCAAAACUGUCAAAAACAUAUGAUUUCCGGCCCUUUAAAAAGUGUUUACAUUUUGCGGUCUUUUCCUCCUUUUACAAAUCUAGUCAAAAAUGCAGUUUUCCCGUGAAAAAUAGCCAGGAGGGACAAUGGACGCGGUGAGUUACAAGAAAUUCCACGAGAGCUUCAUGCAGAACAACAAUGGAUCGUCAAUUGUUGAGGUGUUUGGCGUCAUUGUUGCUCCCUAUUUUACCAUCUUUCACUGCAUCAAUCUCGUUCUCGUGGCCAAUAUCGUGAGCAUUCCACUGAGAUUCCUACUGGAAUUCAUCCUGAUUGUGCUAUUUAUUGUCCUGAAUGUCACUGUGGCCAAUGAGUACAUUCCGGGCAUUGUUUUGACUCUGUUUGUGGCUUCUGUGGCAGCUGCAGCCGGUCAACUCAGAUCUGUCCUCCAUGAGGCUCCAUUCAUCCAAAUCCCCACCAAAAAACCCGAGUUUAUCAGCAUGGCAAGAGCUCUGAUCAAUCUUCUGAGUGUUGUCUGCAUCCUGGCUGUGGAUUUUCAAUGUUUUCCCAGGAGAUUUGCCAAAACCGAAACCUACGGAGUGUCUCUAAUGGAUGUUGGGGUUGGCCUCUAUGUCUUUGCCAAUGGAAUUGUCUCCCGAGACGGUCGACAAACUGAGGAACUUCUAACCCUCAAGAAAAUCCAGAAGAUGAUCAUCUCAAUCUCCCCGCUCCUUGUCCUCGGAAUUGGGAGAUGUUUGAGUGUGUCAGCAACGAAUUAUCACGAGCAUAUCUCAGAAUACGGUGUCCAUUGGAACUUCUUCAUAACUCUGGCCUUUACAAUGUUCUUCGGCGCUCUUCUCGUGGCUCCAAUUGGAGAGAGGGAUCACCUGAAAUUUGUGGCCAUUGUCAUUGUUACAGUCCAUGAGAUGUGUCUUCAGCUCGGCCUUGCGCAAUACGUACUCUCAGACUCGCGAAAAAACAUCCUAGAAGCCAACAAAGAAGGCAUCUUCUCUGUCCCAGGCUACCUGGCCAUCUACAUCGCCUCCAUGUACAUCCAGAACAGUCUUCGGUGGCAGGAACCAAUUAUCAAAUGUCGAGAGUUCCUCCUGCAAACGGCCAAGAUGGGCCUCAUAGCUCUCUGUCUCUGGAAGAUGGUUUACAUAGCCGAAGAGAUGUUUGGCAUCUCUCGUCGAUUGGCCAAUAUGGGCUAUGUUAUCUGGAUCUUGGCCAUUGGCACGACAAUGGUAGCUCUUCUGAUGCUGCUGGAACUUGGAUACUACUUCCUGAAGUUCGACAAAACCAAAUCCGACGAAGUUGUCAGUCAAUAUGCUCCAGUCAUCCUCAAUGCUAUCAACUACAAUGGAUUGCUCUUCUUUCUCAUGGCAAAUCUCCUCACAGGAGUCAUCAAUUUGACCAUGCAGACAAUGCUCCUGGACACAGUGACCAGUGUGGCCAUUGUGGCUGGCUACAUGCUGAUCCUCUGCACAUUGCAGACCAUUUUGUACGUGUACAAGAUACAAAUAAAAUUUUGGUAGAAGACGA
Phlebotomus papatasi is the source of this 1518-nucleotide messenger RNA. RefSeq names its product phosphatidylinositol-glycan biosynthesis class W protein-like. The coding region runs from base 126 to 1511 and encodes 461 amino acids. NCBI's taxonomy places the organism in Eukaryota, Metazoa, Arthropoda, Insecta, Diptera, Psychodidae. Gene Ontology annotation, biological process: GPI anchor biosynthetic process; protein localization to plasma membrane. The transcript has a single exon. Gene Ontology annotation, cellular component: membrane; endoplasmic reticulum. Gene Ontology annotation, molecular function: glucosaminyl-phosphatidylinositol O-acyltransferase activity. The record is from RefSeq and is a predicted model, not a curated record.